CCACGAAAUCUGCCAUGCCACCACCUUGUUGUUAUUAAAAUGUUUAUUAAAUGUUGACCAUUACUCUUAUUAUAUACAAAAUGUAGUUUAUACGAUUUGCCGUAAAGGCAGAAUUAUUGGUUGGCCGAAUCGCUACAAGAACGGUAAGAGAAAUAGAUUUCCCAUUAAAAUGAACUGACCGAGUGAACAUCCUGAUCUUAUCCAUAAUGUGUCAAAGAUGUGUCUAGAUUUUCGAUCGUUCACGUUUUGUGUUUAGUAUUUACCUCUCUACCUACGAAUUGAGGUAAAAAAAAAACCGGCAGAAUAGAAACAAUCAUCAACAAUGCCGAAAAGAAAAAUAUUAAUGACCCCUCACCCCAAUAACGCAAAACAAAAUAAUCCAAUCUUCAACGAACAAAUUGAUUCGAUUUGUUGUAUUCCUGUAUAUAGACCAUACCCCUCUAGAAGAUGUAAAAAAAAAAUAUUUAAACAGCUUAUGUUUUUGAAAUAAUUUUCAGCUAAUGUUUUGACAAUAAUAGCGGUGAAAUUAGAUUCCCACGCUUCACCAUUGCGAACAUAAUCCCCAUAAUGAUGUUGGGGAGGAAGCAGAGCCUCAAAGGAGAGCCUGUCCUAGCUGAUUACGGGCCAGAAGAGUGUCUAAAUGAAAGUGCUGAUAUCGAAUGGGUCAACAAGCUAUGGGUGCGAAGACUUAUGAGGUUUUGCGCUCUAGUAUCGCUAGCCUCUGUUUGUCUGAAUACACCAAAAACUUUCGAGAAGGUACCUCCACUGCAGUAUGUCACCUUUGUGUGCGAUUUGGUGGUCACAUUUCUUUUUACUGCCGAGAUGAUUGCCAAGAUGCACAUUCGUGGCAUACUGAAGGUCAGAACGACUGGAGAAGUGCCUUACUUGAAAGAUCAUUGGUGCCAAUUUGAUGCGAGUAUGGUGUUAUUUUUGUGGUUGUCCGUUAUACUGCAAAUGUUUGAAAUGUUGGGUUUAGUGUUACGAUUUAGUUAUGCUUCCAUUCUCCGAGCUCCAAGACCGUUGAUCAUGAUUCGAUUUUUACGUGUCUUCCUGAAAUUCUCUAUGCCCAAAUCCAGAAUAAAUCAAAUCUUCAAGCGAUCAAGUCAACAAAUUUACAAUGUAACAUUGUUCUUCCUUUUCUUUAUGUCUCUUUACGGAUUACUGGGAGUUCAAUUUUUUGGAGAAUUGAAAAAUCAUUGUGUUCUUAAUACAACUGAUUCAAACCACAUAACGAUAAACAGUUUAGCUAUACCAGAUACAUUCUGCUCUACUGAUCCGGAAUCUGGAUAUCAAUGUCCUGAAGGAAUGAAAUGCAUGAAAUUAGAGCUGUCAAGGUACAUUAUGGGCUUCAACGGCUUUGACGAGUUUGCCACCAGUAUAUUCACCGUCUAUCAAGCGGCAUCGCAAGAAGGAUGGGUUUUUAUCAUGUACCGAGCUAUUGAUAGUUUACCUGGAUGGAGAGCAGCCUUUUACUUCAGUACAAUGAUCUUUUUCUUGGCUUGGCUUGUUAAGAAUGUUUUCAUUGCCGUUAUUACGGAAACAUUCAAUGAAAUAAGAGUCCAAUUUCAACAAAUGUGGGGCGUUCGAGGUCAUAUCAGCGGAAGUUCCGCUUCUCAGAUCCUAACCGGCGAUGACAAUGGCUGGAAACUUGUGACUUUGGAUGAGAAUAAGCACGCUGGCCUGGCAUCGCCUUCCUGUCACGCAGUUUUACGGUCCCCACAAUUUCGAACUGUUGUCAUGUUUGCCAUUCUUGCCAACGGAAUUACCACGGCAACUAUGAAUUUUAAACACGAUGAAAGACCAAGACAUACAUACUACCAUUACUACUAUUAUGCCGAGGUCAGUGUGAUCGUUUUUACGAUACUUCUGGACCUCGAAACACUUUUCAAAAUCUGGUGCCUGGGAUUCCGAGGGUACUACAAACAUUCUAUUCAUAAAUUCGAAUUAUUAUUAGCAGUUGGUACAACUCUUCAUGUCAUCCCGCUAUUUUACCUCUCCGGAUUUACAUACUUUCAGGUACUAAGAGUAUUCAGGCUAAUCAAAGCCUCUCCAAUGCUGGAAGACUUUGUGUACAAAAUAUUCGGACCUGGAAAAAAAUUGGGCAGCCUCAUCAUUUUCACUAUGUGCUUGUUGGUCAUAUCUUCUAGUAUUUCCAUGCAGUUGUUUUGUUAUCUCUGCGAUUUCACGAAAUUUGAAAGCUUCCCUGAGGCAUUUAUGUCCAUGUUCCAAAUAUUAACACAAGAAGCAUGGGUAGAAGUUAUGGAUGAGACGAUGCUCAGGACUCAUGAAACUAUGGCCCCAUUUGUUGCAGUUUAUUUCAUCCUAUAUCAUUUAUUUGUAACUCUGAUCGUGUUGAGCUUGUUCGUCGCUGUAAUCUUGGAUAAUUUGGAGCUCGACGAGGAUAUAAAAAAGCUGAAGCAGCUCAAGUUUCGUGAACAAAGUGCUGAGAUAAAGGAAACUCUACCAUUCAGGCUACGAAUUUUUGAACGAUUUCCAGACAGUCCACAAAUGACUUGUCUGCAUAAAGUACCCUCAGAUUUCAAUCUCCCAAAGGUCAGGGAAAGUUUCAUGAGGCAAUUUAUAUUUGAAGUUGAAGACGACGAGAAUGAGGGAGUUAAAAAAGUGAACGAAACAUUCGAUUCGAAAAUGGUAUAUCGGAAACAGAGGCCUGUAAAAAUUCUUAACAAUCCGCCGAAAGUACGGAACAUAGUGACCAAUCUGAGAAAGGCUGCGAUUACCUAUAUCAUCAAUGAUUCUAAUAAUCAACGAUUGAUGCUGGGAGAUUCAGCAAUGAUUCCAGUGCCUGGAAAAAGUCUCCUUAAACCGCAAGGCACCGUUAGUAGUGCAAAACAAUUAAGAAUAGACCAAAAAAAAUCAAUUCGAAGGAGUGUACGAAGUGGAUCAAUAAAAUUGAAACAAACGUAUGAGCAUCUGAUGGAAAAUGGCGAUAUAGGAGCUAUAAAUAGAGUCAGCUCUUCCAGAAGCAGACCUCAUGAUCUGGAUAUCAAAUUAUUACAGGCAAAAAGACAGCAGGCGGAAAUGAGAAGAAACCAACGGGAAGAUGAUCUCAGAGAAAAUCAUCCGUUUUUUGAUACACCGUUGUUUGCCGUACCCCGUGAAAGCAAAUUUCGAAAGAUUUGUCAGCUAUUGGUUUAUGCCCGGUACGAUGCACGUUUGAAGGAUCCUCUCACCGGAAAGGAAAGAAAAGUUCAAUACAAAAGUUUGCAUAAUUUCCUUGGCCUCGUAACCUACCUGGAUUGGGUUAUGAUAUGCGCGACUACUUUAUCCUGCAUUUCAAUGAUGUUUGAAACACCCAAGUAUCGUGUAAUGGAAUUUCCAGCACUCCAAAUCGCAGAAUAUGGCUUUGUUAUAUUCAUGAGUCUCGAACUUGCCCUAAAAAUUUUAGCCGAUGGGUUAUUUUUUACUCCAAAAGCUUAUAUCAAAGAUGUGGCUUCUGUCCUCGAUGUAUUCAUUUAUGUGGUGAGCUUGGUAUUUCUCUGCUGGAUGCCAAAAAGCAUUGCUCCGAAUUCUGGGGCGCAAUUAUUAAUGAUAUUACGCUGUGUCAGACCUCUGAGAAUAUUUACACUCGUCCCCCACAUGAGAAAAGUUGUCUACGAAUUGUGUCGAGGUUUCAAGGAAAUCUUGUUGGUAUCAACUCUCCUCAUUCUGUUGAUGUUCGUCUUUGCAAGUUACGGUGUCCAAUUAUACGGUGGGCGUUUGGCCCGCUGUAACGAUCCCACAAUUUUGAGGAGGGAAGACUGCGUUGGAGUUUUCAUGAGACGAGUUUUUGUUACCAAAAUGAAACUGCAGCCAGGGGAAAACGAGAGUUAUCCUUCGAUAUUGGUACCCCGUGUUUGGGCCAAUCCCAGAAGGUUCAAUUUCGACCAUAUCGGGGACGCGCUGCUCGCAUUAUUUGAAGUUCUCUCCUUCAAAGGUUGGCUCGACGUUCGUGACGUUCUCAUCAAGGCGCUUGGACCUGUUCACGCAAUUUAUAUACACAUAUAUAUAUUUCUCGGAUGUAUGAUAGGACUUACUUUGUUCGUUGGCGUUGUUAUUGCGAAUUACUCUGAGAACAAAGGGACAGCAUUGUUGACGGUUGACCAACGACGAUGGUGCGAUCUGAAAAAGAGAUUGAAAAUAGCCCAACCAUUGCACCUCCCUCCUAGGCCGGACGGAAAAAAAUUCAGAGCUUUCAUUUACGACAUUACCCAAAAUAUUUAUUUCAAAAGAUUCAUUGCGGUAAUGGUACUCAUCAAUAGUGGAUUGCUUUGUGUAUCCUGGCGGAGUGAGGAAGAACACACAGAGGCGUUGGCGACGGUUUCGACAAUCUUGACGUUAGUAUUUCUGGUCGAAGUCGUGAUGAAAAAUAUAGCUUUUACUCCACGUGGUUACUGGCAGUCCAGGAGAAACAGAUAUGAUUUACUCGUCACAGUUGUCGGAGUGAUUUGGAUUAUUAUUCAUUGGAUGAUAAAGAACGAUUUGUCCUACUUCAUUGGAUUCAUGGUUGUCAUCUUGAGGUUUUUCACCAUCACUGGAAAGCAUACGACCCUAAAGAUGCUCAUGUUGACCGUCGGCGUAUCUGUUUGCAAAAGUUUUUUCAUUAUUUUCGGAAUGUUUCUAUUAGUAUUUUUUUACGCACUCGCAGGUACUAUCAUUUUUGGAACUGUAAAGUACGGCGAGGGAAUUGGAAGACGCGCGAAUUUCGAGUCCCCGGUAACCGGAGUUGCUAUGCUCUUCAGAAUCGUUACGGGAGAAGAUUGGAAUAAGAUAAUGCACGAUUGUAUGAUUCAACCACCGUAUUGUACACCAGCUGCUAAUUACUGGGAAACUGAUUGCGGCAAUUUUCACGCCUCGUUAAUUUACUUUUGCACAUUUUACGUUAUUAUUACGUACAUAGUUCUUAAUUUGCUAGUGGCUAUCAUCAUGGAGAACUUUUCAUUGUUUUAUUCGAAUGAAGAGGAUGCGUUGUUAUCCUAUGCAGACAUAAGAAAUUUUCAAAACACGUGGAACGUGGUGGACAUACAUCAGAGGGGUGUUAUUCCAGUCAGACGGGUGAAAUUCAUCCUCCGCCUACUGAAAGGCAGAUUGGAAACAGAUCCACAAAAGGACAGACUUUUAUUCAAAUAUAUGUGUUAUGAAUUGGAGAGAUUACACAACGGAGAAGAUGUCACUUUUCACGACGUAAUAAAUAUGCUGUCCUACCGGUCGGUAGAUAUUAGGAAGGCUCUGCAAUUGGAAGAAUUAUUGGCACGAGAAGAAUUCGAAUACAUUAUAGAAGAGGAAGUCGCGAAGCAAACAAUUCGUACGUGGCUGGAAGGCUGUUUGAAAAAAAUUAGAGCCGUUGGGAAACAACAGAACAGCUUAAUCGCUGGUUUGAGGGCGACAAAUGAUGCACUCAUGUCGUUGCAAGACCACGUUGAAGAAAAGACUAAAGAAAAUAGCGUAGACAGAGAUGCGGAUGAAGUGGAACAAAAGGAUGGGGAGGGCCUCAGGCAUAGGACCAAGAAGCCCGUUGUCCUUCCGAGAUCUGACAGUAUCGGUAGUGGUUCUGGCAGAAAAUAUCUCGCCCCGACGUUGUCUGAUCCAGCAACAGUUAGGACUGAUAAAGAAAAAAUCGCUGCGGCCAAAAAGAGGAACAACAGACCUCCCCCCGUAGUGAAAAAUAAUUUACCACAUGUUACCGAGGGAGCAGAACAAAAUAGGCAACCGAAGGAUGUUCAGAAUAAUAAAGCUGCCAUGCCUAAAUUUUCUAGCAUAAUGGUAGAGGUAAGAGACUGGUGGCACGAACAGGUUGCUUAUAAUACACAGUCAAGCGAUGAAGAAUAUUGAUUCUUCCAACGAACAUGUGCGGCGAUUCAUGUUCAAAAUAAUGAACAAUAUUUAUCACCUUGGGAGAAGCCUUUUUAUAACAAUGUUAUCGUUAUAUAUAUUGAACGGUCGUACACAAUGUAUGCUAAAAAAUCAUAUUAGUACAGCCAAUAUUCCGGUAUAGCGAUCGAAUGUCGCUUUAGAUUUGGAACGAAUAAUUUCACUAACAUGGGCGACGAAAACAACAAUAACAUCAAUCGCUAUAUUAAUAGUAAUAAUAAUGAUAGGUAUGAUUACAGUAGCAUGAUAUUUAGAUAAAAAAUUUUAUACAAAAAGGUGCCAGAGCCAUUAUUUAUAUAUAAAGAUAGUGAUAAUGUAACGUGAAAAUGAAUAAGGUUGAAAAGGGCAACUGUUAGUACAAUGAGCACAGGAUACGAUUCGAAGAAAAUUUUUAAGCGAUGGAAAUAAUCCGGCUCCUAUUAAAAGUUUAAGGCAUUUCAAUGUGUUUCGUUGUAAUGAGAUGUUAAUGAAGUUACCGAUUGAUCAUAUGCAUCUUUUAUGGAGAACUAAUGGUAGAUCUGAUAUUUGAAUUAAAUAUACGGAAAAUGGCAGUUAUGCGCAUUGUACGAUUCGCGAUAGUUGGCAUUUUUAUCAUAGAUAAUGACCAUUUCAUUCCAGUCUUAAAUGGAAUUGAUAACCUGUUCAAGAUUCAAGACUGGUGAGUUUCCGUUUUAAAAGAAAAUACGUUGUUACUAAGGAGGGAUAUUUGAAAAAUCUUAAAAUUUUGUAACUUCGCGAAUAGUACCCAUGCAUAUAAGUUUCGUGGUCUAUGUGAUCUGGUUUAAUGAAAAGCAGUAGCGGCGUCGAAUGAAGCAUGAUUUAAAGUAAUAAGGGGAAGAAGAAUAAUUAAAGAUUGAUGUAUGGUCGCAAUAGGAAUAUACAAUAAUUGUAUUUCAGUGUUUGACAUUAUAUACUUAUACGUACAUACUAAGAAUGUACGAGCUUGAGCUGGUAUGAAUUCGAAUAAUGUAGGUCUAUCUAUGUACUAUUCGUUGAUUGUAUAAUGUAAAAAGACAUAUUAUAUAUUCACAUAAGAAUGAAAUACGUAGGGACACAAGUUACGUUCAUGUUAUCGUGAAAAAUGUUGAUCAUUGUUGCCUCGUUGAUGUGCCAAUGUGUUGUAUUUUAGAGAGCCAAUUAAUUAAUGUUACUAUAUGAUAUAUAUAUAUUA
Messenger RNA from Athalia rosae (coleseed sawfly), 7039 nucleotides. It is a transcript of the gene na, whose product is annotated as sodium leak channel NALCN. Gene Ontology annotation, cellular component: membrane. The transcript is spliced from 30 exons. The coding region runs from base 568 to 5829 and encodes 1753 amino acids. Lineage: Eukaryota; Metazoa; Arthropoda; Insecta; Hymenoptera; Athaliidae. Gene Ontology annotation, biological process: monoatomic ion transport; transmembrane transport. The record is from RefSeq and is a predicted model, not a curated record. Gene Ontology annotation, molecular function: monoatomic cation channel activity.